AUGAGACCAAAAACAUCUCACAACUUUCAUAGACCUGAACGUUGCAAAUCAGCAACUCCUGCCAAAUCAUCCAAGAGCAGAAGGUCCUGCACCUCCUCACGGUUAUGUCCUCUUUCAGAUCCAUCAAUUGGAAUAAUUUCUGAAAAUGACCACAAAGUUGGUUUGUGUCUCUGCAAGUAUUGUGAGUGUGGAGAGCAUUUAUGCCCCUCAGCAAGAUCAGACAACUCAAUAAAAGCUACAUUUCGAACGAAAUACAACUAUGACUACCAGCCUUCAAAUUUCGAUAUCCCUCUUAGGCAGCAGCAAAAGCUAUACACGCCUAAUCCCUACAAGCUUGAAUCGCAGACUACUAAUAAAAUUGAGUACAAGCCAUUUAAAAUAUCCCCAAAACAUUCCAAUGAUAUUCCGUUGGCAUCAAAAAGUUUGGAAUUUAGAAGCAGAACAGCGUAUAUAAGUGAUUACCCUAAUUGGGGACCUAAUAUUCCAAGUAUUGAAAAAAGAUAUCAACCACCUGUGUAUUCAACAGAAAUACCAUUUAAAGGAGAGUCUUCGUAUAGAACUACAUUUCACCAAUUUAGUAAAGAAACAGUGGAUCUUUACAAGACUGAUUUAACCAAAGCUUCUAUAUCUACUAUACAAAUAGCGCCAAAAGAUAAGCUGAAUGAUUCGACCACUUAUAGGGACACUAUGAGGGGCUAUUCAAAAAUUGACUUAAAUGCAAUAGUUAAAGUGCUCCCAGCGCAGUAUCAGAGGUCUGACUCAGUGCCAAGUCAUUUUAGGACCACAUCAGGGACGGUUUUUCAGAAAACAGACCAAUUUACUAAAGAUCCGAGACAAUUGAGGCUAAUUUUGAGUGGAAGAAGGCAAAAAUAUUAA
Molecule: messenger RNA, 876 nt
Organism: Blepharisma stoltei
Lineage: Eukaryota; Ciliophora; Heterotrichea; Heterotrichida; Blepharismidae
Source: the annotation of a GenBank genome assembly